UUUUAAGGCCCAACCCAAUACUCCAAGCCAUAAACAGGCUAACUUUACCCCCAACAAGAAAAGCCCACGAGGGUGAUAGCGUAACUUCAAUAUACCACCGUAGCUUCUCGAAACCAAUUGAGAACCCUCGUCGCAACCCCCAAAUCACCUCCCUCACGCUGCUCCUCCUCCGCCACCGGCCGCACUUUUUUUCCCGGCGCCGGAAAAUUCCCAUCCGAUCACCGAUUGUUCACAGGAAAUUUCUGAUCUACAGAUCUGAAAAAGGAGGAAAAAAUGCCUCCCAAGCAGCAAUCGAAGGCGGAUUUAGCGAAGAAGCAGAAGGUAGUCGAGGACAAAACAUUUGGAUUGAAGAACAAGAACAAGUCGAAGAAUGUUCAGAAAUACGUACAGUCGCUCAAGCAGUCGGUGCAGCCCAAAGCCGACCCGAGCAAGCUCAAUGCCCAGAAGAAAAAAGAGGAGGAGAAGGCUAGAGAGAAGGAACUACAGGAGCUGUUUAAAGUUGCCGUAAAACAACCUAAAGUUCCUGUUGGUGUUGAUCCAAAGUCGAUUGUAUGCGAGCAUUUUAAGGUUGGGCAAUGUGCGAAAGGGUUUAAGUGCAAAUUUUCUCAUGACCUGAAUGUGCAGAGGAAAGGAGAGAAGAUAGAUAUCUAUAGUGAUAAGCGUGAUCAAGAACAAGAAACUAUGGAGGAUUGGGAUCAAGAGACAUUGGAGAAAGUUGUUGCGUCCAAGAGCGAUGAGUACAACAAGAACAAGCCUACUGAUAUAGUAAGACAUAUUUCAUCUGCUGGCUAUGUUAUUAAGCUAUCUCCUGGGUUUGGUCACUGCAAGGUGAUGAUAUGCUUAGUAGGAGCCUUGUUUAAAAAACAAAAUGAAAUUGAAGAAAUGCGUAAAUUCGAGGUUCACUAUCCUGAAUUUAGGGCUGAUGUUGCUGCAACAGUAAAUGUGCGCAAAGUUAUCAGCAUAUCUGGGGAAGGGAAGGUGUGUAAAUACUUUCUGGAAGCAGUUGAGAAGAAGCAGUACGGUUGGUUCUGGGUCUGUCCAAAUGGUGGCAAAGAAUGUCACUACAGACAUGCUCUUCCCCCUGGAUAUGUUUUAAAAUCUCAGAUGAAAGCUCUUCUAGAGGAGGAAAGUGAGAAGAUAUCCAUCGAGGAGGAGAUAGAAAACCAGCGUGCAAAGGUGACUACCACAACGCCUAUGACUCCUGAGUUAUUCAUGCAAUGGAGGAAGAAAAAGAUGGAGGAGAGGGAAGCUGGCCUGGCUGCACAGAGGGCUGAGAGAGCUAAGAACGACCGCAUGAGGCAACUGUUUCUAUCAGACGCCAGCUUGUUUGUUGAUGAUGCUGAAGCUUAUGAUAAAUAUCAAAGAGAAGAAGAACCAGAUGUUGAUCAAAAGAACGACACUACAAAUCAAAGAGCCAGGUGGCAACGUGUGAAUGGUUAUGGCUUGGAUUCAAAAUCUCAGCACAUUUUUGACUCAGGGUGGUGUUUGUGCUUUGAAACUUUCGAUGGUGAGAGGACUUUUUAUGCCCAGUGGCAGUGGUGGUAUUUUUAUAGCAAAGUCUUUUAUGAUUCUCAGCUGUGCAAAAUGGGUUAUUGUCCUUUACUUCUGGAUUUGGGUGGGAGUUUCAUCAGAUUCGACCUCUCGGUUCUUUUGAUUGGGUCGAUUUCUUCUGACAAUGGGUACUCGGAACGUUUUGGGUUCCAACUCACGUAUUUGUCGGGCGAGAAAUUCGAGAACAAAGUCUUUUUUCCUUGCUUUUUGAAGCUCGACCAAGCUUUGUCCCAAUCCAUUGAGUACUUAUCACCUAUAUAUGAAGUGACAAAGGCCAAAAUGAGUUAA
Messenger RNA from Striga asiatica, 1839 nucleotides. The record is from the annotation of a GenBank genome assembly. NCBI's taxonomy places the organism in Eukaryota, Viridiplantae, Streptophyta, Magnoliopsida, Lamiales, Orobanchaceae.